AUGUCUGAAUGUUGUCUACUGAGGGUUGCUGCACUUCUGCAUGUCACAGAUGCUGAUAAUAAAGCCAAAUUUCUUUUGAGUCGAAAGGACAAGGCCACGUUUGAGAGGUUGGAGUAUCUCAUGUCUAAAGAAGACAACUAUAAACGCUUGAGAGAUUACAUCAGCAGCCAGAGCAUGACAUCCUGCAUCCCAUAUCUGGGUAUAUAUCUGUCUGAUCUGACCUACAUCGAUUCGGCGUAUCCCUCCACCGGCAGCAUUCUGGAAAACGAACAGCGUUCCAACCUGAUGAACAACAUUCUGAGAAUCAUCUCAGACCUGCAGAGAUCCGUUGAAUAUGAUAUCCCAGUAUUGCCGCAUGUCCAGAAGUAUCUCAACUCUGUUCGCUACAUUGAAGAGUUACAGAAGUUUGUGGAGGACGACAAUUAUAAGUUGUCCCUAAAGAUCGAGCCACCAGCUACCAGCACACCUCGCACCACUGCCUCUAGAGAGGACCUCACAGGUCCAGACACAUCUGCGUCACCGUUAUGUGGUCGUCGUGGUAAUGUUGCUGAAGGUGCCCUGCCUAAAGUCCCGCCGACGCCACCUUCACCCCGGAACCUCAUCACCUACGGACACAGGAAGUGCCACAGCCUCGGCUACAAUUUUAUCCACAAAACGAACACAGCGGAGUUUAAAAGCGCCACGUUCCCCAACGCCGGAUCCAGACACCUGCUGGAUGACAGUGUGCUGGAAAGUCACACACCCACACGAGGGCAAGCGGAGAGCUCAACACUGUCUAGCGGCAUUUCACUGGGAAGCAGUGAAGGGUCGGAGCUCAGUGAGGAGAUGUCUUGGCCUGCCUUUGAGAGGACUCGAUUCUACCACUCUCUGGGCCCCGUCAGCAGAGUGGGCCGCAUUUCCUGCAGAGGAGCGCUCAGGCCCAGCAGCUCUGCAGAGUCGGAGGAGCUGGCGGUGCAUCUGUACCCAGGAGCCGUCACAGUUCAGGGGGUCUUGCGCAGGAAAACAGUCCUCAAGGAGGGCAAGAAACCCACGGUGGCAGCGUGGACUAAGUAUUGGGUGGCUCUUUGUGGUACUCAGCUUUACUAUUAUACUGCCAAGUCCCUCAAGGCCACAGAGAGGAAGCAUUUCAAGUCUACCGCCAGCAAAAGUGUUUCUGUUUUGGGCUUAAUGGCCAUGAUGGCAGACGACCCGGAGCAUCCCGACGUCUUCCUGCUGACUGACUCUGAGCAUGGUGAGACAGCCAAUCACAAGCCUUGUACUCGGACAGCAACCAAUCACAAGUUUUGA
Sinocyclocheilus anshuiensis is the source of this 1287-nucleotide messenger RNA. RefSeq names its product ras-specific guanine nucleotide-releasing factor RalGPS2-like. Bases 1 to 1287 code for a protein of 428 amino acids. Lineage: Eukaryota; Metazoa; Chordata; Actinopteri; Cypriniformes; Cyprinidae. Gene Ontology annotation, molecular function: guanyl-nucleotide exchange factor activity. The transcript has 13 exons. Gene Ontology annotation, cellular component: plasma membrane. The record is from RefSeq and is a predicted model, not a curated record. Gene Ontology annotation, biological process: Ras protein signal transduction.